AUGGAUUACUCUGAUCAGGGUUCGAUUUUGAUGAACAUUGUCGAUGAUGGUUCGACAAACUAUGGAUACUAUCCCAGAUUAAAUUUCAAUUGUGUUAACAUGUUGAGAUUUGUGAAUCUUGGAUCGUUCCUUUCAGUGUUGGGGGAAUUGGGUUCUGUGUCGUUUGAUAAUUUGCAUACUGGUUCAGCCAGAGCCAAGUUGUUGGAUUUGUUGGGUUCUCAAUUCUCGUUCAAACCGAAUACUAGGUUCCCCUCGUCGGAAUUGUAUGUGUGUCUGGACAGAGGUCCAGUCCUUGGAGAGAUCGCGAUCAUGUUGCGUGUACUAGCAACUCCAAGUCGUUUGAUGACGGAGAGUUCAAUAAAAGAGUAUUUCUCUUCGGUGGAAAGCAAGCAAUGUGUGAUGUAUUGCUUUGUUUUAUCUUAUAUGGUGGCUGCUGAUGGUCGAGGUGGGAAGUUGCAAGGGCAGUCGAUUUUGGGUGAGGUUUCUACAAGUUGGGUUGAAGAAUCUAAGGAGAAAAUGGGAGAAUGGUGUUGGUUUUUUGUUUGA
Messenger RNA from Ilex paraguariensis (yerba mate), 546 nucleotides. The record is from the annotation of a GenBank genome assembly. NCBI's taxonomy places the organism in Eukaryota, Viridiplantae, Streptophyta, Magnoliopsida, Aquifoliales, Aquifoliaceae.